This is a messenger RNA of Haemonchus placei, 906 nucleotides long. The record is from the annotation of a GenBank genome assembly. Lineage: Eukaryota; Metazoa; Nematoda; Chromadorea; Rhabditida; Trichostrongylidae.
AUGUCUUUGACGGCCUCAGAGUUGUCUUUCCUCCGGUUAUUAGAGCGGACGAAAAAGCUUGCCAGGGAGGACCUGGCUGAAAAUGUGUGGAAGGUUAACGCGGCUGUGCUAUAUCUCGAAAACCUUUACAGUAGACUCCAGGACGAAAAGACGCUUCAUAAUGGCGAUUUGCUAAUGCAGUACGGCCGUGAACUUAAUCAGAUGAAACUGCUUGUGGAAGCUGAGAGAUGCGUAAGUUCACGGCUCAUUCUAACCUCAAUAGUAGCAUUCUUUAUUCCACUGCCUUGGUCAUGGAUGUUAGUAGAGAAAAAGUCCGCUGAAGAGAAACUUUCGCAACUGGACCUGAUUCCACGACGGUUCCCCGACACUGGUAUUGAGCUGCACUCUAGUAAUACGUCAAGUAAGGGUUGUUUGUUUUUUUCUCGUAAGCUUGAGCCUAACUCGACUCGUGGUGAAUUUUUAGAACCAGCUUCCUACCGGCCCUUGGAGACAGUGUCCGAAGUUCGUGUUCGUAAUCGAGCCGUUUAUCGUGCGGAUUUACGUAAGCAGCUGUUGGGAGAGGAGAAGCAAAGAAGGCAGAAUGCUUCUGCUUCGGAUGAUCUGGUACAACAUGAAGAGAAGCAGGAGAGCAUUGCUAAUGAACUUCUAUCGUUGACCCGUUCACUAAAACAGAACAUGACUGUUGCUGGGAACGUACUGAAGGACGACAACAAAAGGUUGUCUUCGAUGCACGCUCAAGUGGACGCCAACACGGCGCAGUUAAAAACAGAAGGGACACGGCUUGCUCAUCACGCCUAUAAAUGUGGCUUCGACUGUGCUCUGGUGUUCGUGGCGCUCUUCAUUUUCUGGUCGUUUAUUUGUAUGGUUGUUGUUAUGAAAAUCUUUCCAAAAAGGGUUACCUCUUAG